CGCCAGUGGAUUUAACUUCUGUUUUCCGUUGAGCUGACGGCGAGAGUGAGUGUGGGGUGUGAAUAAGGCAGCAUGAACUUUACCCCAAUGCAUACUCCUGUCUGCAGAAAUGAUCCCAGCAGGUGGAGGAGCAUGGCAGACUCGCCGGAUUCAGUUCCCUUGCCUUCCGUUAAAGAUCGUCUGGCUGUCCUGUGUCCUUCUCAGGAGCUUCUGGAAUACUAUCAGAAGAAGAUGACUGACUGUGAGGCAGAAAAUGAGGACCUGUUGAGGAAACUGGCCCUCUACAAAGAAGCUUGUGAAGGACAGCACAAACUUGAAUGGGAUUUGCAGCAGAGAGAAGAGGAGAUUGCUGAAUUGCAGAAAGCUCUGAGUGAUAUGCAGAUCUGCCUCUUCCAGGAACGGGAACAUGUUUUACGCCUCUACUCAGAAAAUGAUCGACUGAGAAUCAGGGAACUGGAGGACAAGAAAAAGAUUCAGAAUCUAUUGGCUCUUGUGGGAACCGACACCGGAGAAGUGACCUAUUUUUAUAAGGAGCCUCCCCACAAAGUCAUCAUUCCCCAGAAGGCUAUCCAAACUAUGGGUAUAUAUGAACAGAAUGAGCCUUCAGCUUCCAAAGCAGAUCCUAAAGCGAGCAAAAAAAGACUAGCAACAAGAGAAAAGGAAGACAGUUCUGAACGUUACCAAAGAGACAUACAAACACUUGUCCUACAGGUGGAAGCACUGCAGGCACAGCUGGAAGAGCAAACCAAGCUUUCUAGAGAACAAGUUGAAGGGCUCAUGGAGGACAGACGGAUUCGCAUUGAGGAAAUACAAGUUCAGCACCAGAGAAAUCAGAAAAGAAUCAAAGAGCUAACCCAAAAUCUCCAUCAUACUCAAGAACUGCUCUACGAGAGCACCAAAGAUUUUUUACAACUACGAUUUGAAAACCAAAAUAAAGAAAAGUCAUGGAUGCUUGAAAAAGAUCAUUUGAUGUCAAAGAUUAAACAGUAUAGGGUACAGUGUAAGAAGAAAGAAGAUAAAAUUGGGAAAGUUAUGCCAGUUUUACAUGAAAAUCAUCAUACCCAAAAUGAAUAUAUUAAGUCCCUAAAGGAUAAGUUACUACAAGAGAAAAAGCUGUCCACCAUGUACCAACAGCAGUGCAUUUCCCUAGAAGAAGACCUUGCACAAAUUCGAGAGGAGGAAGGAGUAAGGAGAGAAAUCUUCCAGGAUCGCUCUAACAAGAUGGCGAAGCGUUUACAGUUAAUGACAAAACGCUAUGAGGCCUUGGAGCAUCGACGCAUCCUAGAAGUAGAGGGCUUCAAGACAGAUAUUAAGGUUCUUCGACAGAAGCUGAAAGAGUUGGAGCAAAUGCUUUAUAAGGCAACAGUUAACACCCAGACAAACCAGGACCUUGCCAUUCUGAGUGAGGUUCGUGACAGCAAUAGACGAGCACACAUGAUACAAGAAGAACUCAAGAGCCUCAAGUCCAAAGUGUUUGGGCUGGAGAAUGAGCUGAGGUUGUGCUGACGCCGACUGUUGGAAGAGGUCUGCAUCUGGAACCCGGGUGAAGGUCAGCUGCUCCCAGAAAGCCAGCAACAGUUGCCCAUUUUUAUAAAGAUGAGCCUAAGAACGUGGUGCCUCUUGUUGUAAUCCCAGUACUUGAGAGGCUGAGGCAAUAGGAUUGCCACAAGUUUGAGAACAGCCUGAGCUACAUAGUGAGUUCCAGGGCUGCAGAGUAAGACAGUGUCUCAACACCAACAUACCAACUUUACUUAUAACUUUCACUGUCCUCUUAACCUUAUCGGGAUAUCUGAAUUACAGUGUGAACUAUACUGAGACUUCCCUACCUUGUUUCUUUUGUAUUGUUUUGAGGUAGGGUCUCACUGUAGCUCAGGUUGACCUGGAAUUCACUAUGUAGUCUCAGGGUGGCCUCAAACUCACAGUGAUCCUCCUACCUCUG
Jaculus jaculus (lesser Egyptian jerboa) is the source of this 1939-nucleotide messenger RNA. RefSeq names its product coiled-coil domain containing 77 (gene Ccdc77). The record is from RefSeq and is a predicted model, not a curated record. Gene Ontology annotation, cellular component: centrosome. Bases 73 to 1506 code for a protein of 477 amino acids. NCBI's taxonomy places the organism in Eukaryota, Metazoa, Chordata, Mammalia, Rodentia, Dipodidae. The transcript has 12 exons.